AAUUCAACUUCACACACAGCACUGAGCAGCCACACUGCCUUCUGUAGUCGCACCAUGGAACUUCCAGGUUUGAUCCAGCAAGCAAACUGAGAAGAUUCCUGGGAAGGGCAGCCUUCAGGCACAGUUACCCAACACAGUAGGAAUCGGCUGGAGUGAGAGGGUGCCAGCUGACUGGGUGCCGGUUGCUGUAGCACUAUGAUUCAGGAGGAGAAUGGCGCAGGAGAGAGGGAAGCUGAAGGGCUAAAGCCUUGGAGAUGGAGCUUGCACUUAGUUACUAAACUGGCGCUGUCCAUUGUGCUGAUGCUCUUUGCGCCCCCUCUGGUGAAUGCUCAGAAUGACACGGAGCCUAUCGUGCUGGAAGGCAAGUGCCUGGUGGUCUGCGACUCCAGCCCGUCUUCUGAUGGAGCCGUCACCUCGUCUUUAGGGAUCUCAGUUCGCUCUGGGAGUGCCAAGGUCGCCUUCUCAGCCAUUAGGAGCACCAACCAUGAGCCGUCUGACAUGAGCAAUCGCACCAACACCAUCUAUUUUGAUCAGGUGCUAGUAAAUGUUGGCAAUCACUUUGACCUUGCGUCCAGCGGAUUUCUAGCGCCAAGGAAGGGGAUCUAUAGCUUCAGUUUUCACGUGGUGAAGGUGUACAACAGACAAACGAUUCAGGUAAGUCUAAUGCAGAACGACUACCCAGUGAUCUCUGCCUUUGCUGGGGACCAGGAUGUGACCAGAGAAGCAGCCAGUAAUGGAGUUCUCCUGCACAUGGAAAGAGCUGAUAAAGUCCACCUAAGACUGGAGAGAGGGAACCUCAUGGGAGGUUGGCAAUAUUCCACCUUCUCUGGCUUUUUAGUUUUUCCACUUUAAAAAAAAACGAAAAAAAAGAAAAACAGAAGUUCUGGAUUUUGUUUCUUUCCAUGUAGCCAUUAAUGUGGCGGAACCAGACAUCACUUUUCAGCCCCCCUCCCAGAUUUGCCACUAAAAGAAGAACGAAUUUCUCUUCUCGCUAAAAAGUAUUAACUUUGAUAUCGACAUUUUUUUUUCCCCCUGGGAAACUGCGCGUCUAAUUAGUUAUAGACGACUGUGAUCUUUAGGAUAAAUCAAACGAUCGACCCAAGCAAUUUGUACCCGUGAUUGUAAAGUCAAUAUCGGAAUUUAUCGUUGGGAUUCAUUGACUUUUUUUUUGUUUUUUUUUCCGUUGUUGUUCUAAGACGAAUCCUCGGACCACACACAGUUGAUGUCAAAGUAUCA
Xenopus laevis (African clawed frog) is the source of this 1236-nucleotide messenger RNA. RefSeq names its product cerebellin 2 precursor L homeolog (gene cbln2.L). The record is from RefSeq and is marked provisional. Gene Ontology annotation, biological process: maintenance of synapse structure. Gene Ontology annotation, cellular component: extracellular region; synapse. NCBI's taxonomy places the organism in Eukaryota, Metazoa, Chordata, Amphibia, Anura, Pipidae.